GGCCCGCUGGAGCUAAGCAAGGGGCCGGGGGGCGCGGAUCCUGAGAGCCAGGCGGGGAAAGCUGGGCCAAAAGAACUGAUCCUGAGAGCCGCGGGCGGCGAAAGCCGGCCUGGAGCCGGAUACUUCAGACCCCUGACUGCCCACCCAGCCGAUCGGUGCGCGAAGAGUGGUCCCCAGGCACCCCCUGCCCGGGCCCUGUCCCUCCCCGGGCCCCCCAUGGCCCGGGCCGCAGUCCUCCCGCCGUCCAGAUUGUCACCGACGCUGCCGUUGUUGCCGCUGCUACUGCUCCUGCUUCAGGAAACAGGAGCCCAAGAUGUGCGGGUACGAGUACUCCCCGAGGUCCGGGGCCGCCUGGGAGGCACGGUGGAGCUACCGUGCCGCCUCCUCCCACCCACGUCAGAGCGCGUCUCUCAGGUGACCUGGCAGCGCCUGGAUGGCACGGUCGUGGCCGCCUUCCACCCAUCCUUCGGCGUGGAUUUCCCCAACUCUCAGUUUAACAAGGAGCGUCUGUCCUUCGUGCAAGCCAGGCAGGACACAAACGCGGACCUGCGGGAUGCCACACUGGCCUUCCGGGGACUGAGGGUGGAGGACGAGGGCAAUUACACCUGCGAGUUUGCCACCUUUCCCAACGGCACCCGCAGGGGGUUGACCUGGCUCAGGGUCACAGCCCAGCCUGAGAACCACGCAGAAGCUCAGGAGGUCACGAUUGGCGCCCAGUCCGUGCCCGUUGCCCGCUGUGUCUCCACGGGGGGGCGCCCACCUGCCCGGAUCUCCUGGAUCUCAUCCCUGGGUGGAGAGGCUAAAGACAUUCAGGAGCCGGGGCCACAGCCUGGCACAGUCACUGUCAUCAGCCGAUACUCCUUGGUGCCCGUGGGCCGAGCAGAUGGCGUCAAGGUCACGUGCAAAGUAGAACACGAGAGCUUCGAAGAGCCGAUCCUGUUGCCGGUGUCCCUCUCCGUGCGCUACCCUCCUGAAGUUUCCAUCUCUGGCUAUGAUGACAACUGGUACCUUGGCCGAAGUGAGGCCAUGCUGACCUGUGACGUUCGAAGCAACCCAGAGCCCACAGGCUACGACUGGAGCACGACUUCGGGCGUCUUCCCAUCCUCCGCAGUCGUCCAGGGUUCUCAGCUGCUCGUCCACUCUGUGGAUCGGAUGGUCAACACUACCUUCAUCUGUACCGCCACCAAUGCCGUGGGGACAGGCCGUGCUGAGCAGCUCAUCCUGGUGCGAGAGUCGCCCAGCACAGCAGGAGCAGGGGCCACAGGCGGCAUCAUCGGUGGCAUCAUCGCGGCCAUCAUUGCCACUGCAGUGGCUGCCACGGGCAUCCUCAUCUGCCGACAACAGCAGAAGGAGCAGAGGCUUCAGGGGGCGGACGAGGAAGAAGAACUGGAAGGACCUCCCUCCUACAAGCCACCGACCCCCAAGGCCAAGCUGGAGGAACCAGAGAUGCCUUCCCAGCUUUUCACUCUGGGGGCCUCGGAGCACAGCCCAGUGAAGACACCAUACUUCGACGCUGGUGUCUCUUGUACAGACCAGGACAUGCCUCGGUAUCACGAGCUCCCCACCCUGGAAGAGCGGUCAGGACCCCUGUUGCUGGGGGCCACAGGCCUGGGACCUUCUCUUCUAGUGCCUACAGGACCCCCUGUUGUGGAGAGAGUUUCCCUGGGUCUCGAAGAUAAGGAGGAAGAUGAUGAGGAGGAAGACUUCCUGGACAAAAUCAACCCUAUUUACGAUGCCCUGUCCUACCCUAGCCCCUCUGACUCCUACCAGAGCAAAGACUUUUUUGUGUCACGGGCCAUGUAUGUGUGAGGCAUAGGGGCUCUGACCGCCCGCCUUUCACUCUUGACCCCUCAGCUUUCCACCAGUGAUCUAGAACACCCUGACUUCCAGCCAAGCCAGGGUCAGCUAUCACCCAUGCAAUCCACCUGUGAAUUCUUAGCGGCUCCACCAUGACCUCCAGCCUGUGAUUUCUGAGACAGACGAACCUGCAUGACUGGAACCCUGGAAAGUUUAUCUCCUGAGGCAGGGAGCUCAGAGGAUCCUUCUGCACCACCCGUGACCCCUCACGGAGUCCUAAGACUGUGACCCUCUGACCAUGCUACUUACCCAACCACCUAUAUCUCAACCACCCAUAAAGUCCCAAAGAAGACUCUGGACCACAGACUUGUUCUCAGGCAAUAGAGUCCACACAGGUCUGCAAGAAUGGGAUCAGGGGCUUCCCUGCUGCUCAGACCUGAGCCCUCCAGGCAGCAGGAGCUCCUGACCCCUCCCCACCCUAUUCCCCAAAGGUGAAAAGGAGCUGACUCCCCAGUGUAAGGUAGGACCUCCCCAUCUCCACCCACUCCUGCAGGCAGGAAUCUCAGGGUUCACACCCUCUCCUCAAACCCAGCACCUCAGUUGCUGUUCUCAGAGUAGAAAUCGCAGGCCCAGUGCCAGAGGGAAGAGCCUAAUGCAAGUGUGCCUUGCCACCCCAGGUUUGGGGGAAUCUGCUCUUGUCUUGAAGACUACUGAAUCCUUUUAACGCCCAUCCAGUGGGAUGAGAACUACACAUCCCUUUUUAGGGGAUGGUGUGUGUGUGAGAUGGGUUAUCUGGGCAUCUGGGUUGGGAGUUUGGGCGAUAUUAUUUUGUAAGCAUUUCCUACAAAAUAUGAGUUUAUACUUUGAUAAA
Psammomys obesus (fat sand rat) is the source of this 2668-nucleotide messenger RNA. It is a transcript of the gene Nectin2, whose product is annotated as nectin cell adhesion molecule 2. The transcript is spliced from 9 exons. NCBI's taxonomy places the organism in Eukaryota, Metazoa, Chordata, Mammalia, Rodentia, Muridae. Gene Ontology annotation, molecular function: cell adhesion molecule binding. Gene Ontology annotation, cellular component: extracellular exosome; apical junction complex; plasma membrane. Gene Ontology annotation, biological process: positive regulation of natural killer cell mediated cytotoxicity directed against tumor cell target; establishment of mitochondrion localization; fusion of virus membrane with host plasma membrane. The coding region runs from base 217 to 1809 and encodes 530 amino acids. The record is from RefSeq and is a predicted model, not a curated record.